Messenger RNA from Daphnia carinata, 15546 nucleotides. It is a transcript of the gene poe, whose product is annotated as E3 ubiquitin-protein ligase UBR4-like. Lineage: Eukaryota; Metazoa; Arthropoda; Branchiopoda; Diplostraca; Daphniidae. The record is from RefSeq and is a predicted model, not a curated record. Gene Ontology annotation, molecular function: zinc ion binding; protein binding.
CAUCUUCUUACUGUCAUUGUAUCCGUUGUCGUUUUUUCAUUUCAAGUUCUUCAGCAUAUGUUGUGAACAUGGCGAGCAGUAGCCCCGGAUCGGAUUGGAGUUCGAUUUUGCAAAAACGAUGCCUGGCACGAAGAGCCGAAAACGAAACACAAAGUAAUCUUCUUGAAGUUGCAAAAUGCGUUGAGAAAACUGAAAGCAGUUUCUCAGCUAAUGAUGAAAAUGAUUUCAACCCUACAUUAAGCAUCUUGCUGGCAGAUUUCUUUGUUCGAAAUGCCUCUCAAAGGAACCUUACCUUUGGAGGAAUCAUAUCCAACAGCUGCAAGAUCAUCAUGCCCAGCUUAUUAGGAGCUUUGAAGAAAGCUUCAAAUGACUUGUUGGCACAAAAUCCUAUCUCGCAAGCUGUUCAGCCUAGUCAUAUUCUUCUUGCAUUGAAAGCCCUGAGCACUGGAGCUUUGGAGAUGAAUGACACAGAUUUUGAAUUACUUGAAGGCUACCUGAAAGAUCUGGAAAAAUCAAAAGACACAGACUCAUUGGUUCCUGAAACUUCAAAGAAGAACAGACCAGAUUUGAAUGCUGCUUUGCUGGAUCAGUUUGUAUCAGUGAUUCCAGGUGCCAUGUUUGAGAAAGCUAUGACCCAGCUCAUGAGCGAAGGAGAAGCGGCAACUUUCACUAGAAAAGAUAACACCACGCAAAAUUUGUCGACAGUGUGUAGUCAAAACAUCGCCAACCUAUGCAGCCUAGACGUUGCCGACACCAUCGUAAAUUUUUGUCAAUCGCUGCCCAAUGUAGCAAGUUUUAUCGACAAAUGGAACGGAGCAAUGGAAGGGUUAGGACUAGGGCUACCUUCGUCAUUAAGUGAAGCCCAACUGAUAAAGCAAAAUAUUACUCACCUAAAAGAAGACAUGCUUCUUGCGAAGAAAGCUCUAAAUUUACCGCUACUUGAACCACUCACGAAAGAACGUUUACGGCUUCUGACGCAAAUUGGAAUGGGCUGUCUAUUGGCUGCCAUUUCCGUUGCGACGUCUCACAGUAUCUUUGCGGCUGCUAGUUCGGUCCCCGCCAAAUCGUUGGGAAGCAGCAAUCCAAACAUGGCUUCUUCUAAACAGUCAGCAAGUCCUAAUGCGGCUACAGCCGUCUGUAACCGGGAAGAAGAAUGGGAAAGCAAUGCAGUAACCGUUGUCGAAACAGCGGUUGAGAUAUAUCAAAUUUUGGCGUCUCUCGUCCAGAAAUCACCUCGCAGCAGCCGGGUGUACUAUGAUAAUUUUCUGUACAUAGCCGCUUGGCUUUUACUGUCUGGAUUACAGGGUCAAAUGACCAACACUAGUCAGGCGGGAUCAGAAAAGGGAAAUAAAGAAGAUAAAGGCAAGUCCCCGAGUAAACACAAGGAUGGCUCGAGGAUUAAUUUGACCAAAAUCCAGCAAGGUUAUGGUGGCUUGUCGGUAGUCUUGGCUUCGCAGGCGCUUGCCACCCUGGAAAAAUUAUUGGAACCUAAUGGUAUACUGAACGCAGAGGAAAAUCAGGUUAUGCCUGGAACCUUGGUGGGUUUUGAUGUCACCGAAGACUAUAGCCAUAGCCAACGAAUUUCUCGCUUUCUAUCGGAUUUGCCCGUGACACAAUUGCUAUUCCACAUCGCCACGGUCAGUUACCGGAAAUCGUGCAACCUGAAGCGAAUCCAGAAGAAUGGUGACGGGGAAACAGUUUCAUUAUCAGAUUCGGCUACCUAUUACGACGACGACGAUUUCAGCUGCUCUGAGGAAAGCAGUGCCGCGGAGGAGGAAGAAGAAGACGACGAUAGCGAACCUAUUCUUGGUCACUGGUUCGAAGAGACAAUAACUCCACCAGAGCCUAAAGGGGGCAAGAACAAAGGUGGACCUCACGAUUCAGAGGAUGCACGAAACGCUUCCAAGUCUUGUCAACGCAAUCUCGAUAUCUCGCUUUCCGUUCCUGACAAGGGCGAACCGCAUGGAUACAUCGUGUUAGCUACGCAAAUCUUUGCCUUUAUGAACGACCACAUGCUCUGUUCACCCCGUCUGAGGCAGUAUACAACCAGCAGUUUGUCUGAACACCAGCUGAUCCUCUUGGCCGCUAUUCUCAAGGAUCUAGAUCGUGAAACGGCGCGAACGGAGACGGGAACGAUUGCCGUAUUUUUCGGACAAACUCUUGGCCAGCUGUUCAGCCGUUUUUCGCAGUCUCUAGCCCGAUAUACGCAUAACUUGUUGGCUUAUGAACUCAUGAGUCCGUCGUUACAAAUUGCGCUGCUCAGUCAUCUGAAUAUCAACCCGUGGUCCGAAGAAGAGGACUGGCCACUGCUAGUUCAUCCUAGAAGCUUGGCUGUUUUGGCUCAGGUGCUUCUCUCUAAACACCGCAAAGAUAGCAAAGAAGAGGCACGUCAAACCAGUGAAGCCGCGUGUCUCUCUAUUUGGAAGCGUCUCCUGGAAACGAUGAUAAAAUACAUCGAAGAUCCACAUGUUGCUGGCGAUCGAGAUAAGGAGGCCGAAGACCUCAACGUCGAGCACGCUCAGCUCCUCCUCUUCCUUUUCCAUUCAUUGCAGCUAAUGCAAAAGAAGGCCAUCUUACUUCUUUGUGCCCAAACGUUGAUCCGUGCUGCCCAGGCCGCCUUCAGUAUAAUUCCUUUGCAUGAUACACAGCUGAUGCUACUGGCUCGCAUCCUUCUUCUUCUCGAAUAUCUUAUCAAAAAUCUGUACGACGCCCCAGUGGCCAUGCUAGAACAGAUACAAUGGAAUUUACUCAGCUCGGCCGGCCUUUCGAGUACCGGCAGAGCUGACGACGCACAACAGCCCAGCAGAAUGUACAACUGCUGUCGGGAAUUGGAAGACUGUUACCGCAAAUACGGCUCGGAAGAUGAGGGAUGCUGCAUUCGCCCCCGGUUUUACUUGCUCAGUAAUAUUGACAGCAAUAAUCAAGAUCUUCCGAAAUUAGAUGGCCUGGCUUGCAGUUUCAUGCUGGCCCCUUCGGACUCGUUUAAAUAUUCAGCAUUGUACGGCGCCAUCUUGAACGUCUUGCACGUCGUUCACCAGUGCGAAUUUCAUAGCGUCCGUAAAGACAAGCGAGACUACAGCGCUCUGUGUGCCGUCCAGUAUUGCUUCAAUGCCGGUUGGAGGCUCGUUCAGUGCCUACCGCCUUCCGUUCCAGUAAUGGAGGGUUUGUCUACCGCCGGAGUGGAAUUGGAGCCUUCCGCUCUGCUCCACGCCCUGUUGUGGGGGCCACGGUCGGCCCACAAAGUCUACAACGCGUGGAUAACAGAUUGCUUGGUCAAGCAAGGCCUUACAACACAGAAAGCCAUUUUCGUUGUCAAAGCGGCAGCCAAGCAUGCCAACAGCACGGCGUUUUUGGUUAAAGUGGCCAAGCAACUGGGGCAAGGCAUGCGCCAAUCGUCGCGCUUGAAAGACAUUGCAGCCGUCCCCAAUCUGUGGGAUGUCCUCGUGAUGGAUAUGGUAAUUGCCAGGUUACGGCUUCUGUACGACGAGUGCGCCAACAAGGAUAAUGGUGAUGAAUCGUACCGCGUCUUGGACAGUCCAACGGAGAAAUUACCCAAAACGUCGAAAAUAUCCAAAGAAAUCUUCAUGGAACUCUGCGACUUGGUGGAUUCGGUUGCCAGUCUUUCACGGCGCUGCGUUUUGCAUGAUGCCCUAGGCAACAGCACAGAUACUCCGACGCUGGAGGGUUCCAGUGAAGCUGAAGCGCUUCAACACCUGCUGGCCAUAUCUUCAACGCGAGGCUGUAAACUGGCAAACAUCACACCCGCCUUGGCUCUGUGUCUCCCGCCAUUCUUGCGAGCUGCGCUAGAUCGCUGGAACAGCAGCAAUUCCGACUUCCCAGCCUUCUUCUCUUGGCGUUCCGGUCAAUCGGGCGAUCUUAUUCCUUCCGAGUCGUAUCUCAACGGCAUUCUGGGCGCCCAUCUACAGCUUUUGUCAUCACAGCCCGUCUUCAGCCCGGCCUCAUCUUUACGCCAUUUGUUGAACGCCGCCGUUCGACUGGCCAAUGAUUUGGUUGUUUGGUAUCCCAACUCUGAGGAGGCGGAAAAGGAAUUGGUCGGAGUCUUCUUCCCCAUCGCGCUGGAUGCGUGUUUCGAGAAUUUGGUUGAUCUCGUUCAGCUCGUCAUGGAACGCCUGGGGGUGGGGGCAGCCGACAGCGACCGUUACCAAGACAUUGCCUCGUACAUCGUUAUCAGCCAUUGCCACUCGUUGGUUACAGCCUCCGGAGCCCCUAUUCGAUGUUUGGAAGAGAAAGCCUUGGAGGAGUGUAUUCGAUUCUUGGAAUCGUGCGUUGAAGAUCCGCUUACACGCCAUCCUCUUUCGCGAUUCUACACGUUCGAAGAAGAAGUUCACUCGCUAUGGGACAUUGUUUUCUCAACAACAACGCCUGAAUUAUCCCCAACUUACAGGAAAUCGGUCUAUAGCUUCAUCAACAAGCUGCUGAAGUCGUCCGAUAGCAACGACACGGAUUUAGAUAAUCUCUGUUUGACUCUAUUGAACUUGGAGAAGAUCGACGAAGAUCGUUUGGAAGCUUGGAUCGAACUUGCCAUUUUACGCCAUCUAGCCGGCCAGGAUGAUGAGGAAAGCCAGCAGCAACCAGCGGGCAGUAGUACGCCCGUAGUUGUAAGAUCUGAUGCGGCGGAUGAAGAGAAAAAUGCGGCUGUUGCAGGAGGCUCUGGUGGGAAAACUAGCCCGCAGGAUGGAAUUUCCCUGUUGCAGAGUUUGACGCAAUUCGCAUUCCGGAAAGGUGAAGCGGAGAAUUUUGCCCGGACGCUUCUCAAGCUGCUGUUGAAACACCUGUCGCCGAGUAGUCCAGGAAAUGUCACGCCCGAUCUGGUGCUCAUCAUGGUCAAAUUGGCUGCCGUCGGCCAAGGUUCGGGUCAUCGCGACUUGUUUUUGGCCGCGCUGGAUUGGUUACUCAGAUAUCAGCAAAUCAUGCCCACCGAAUCGUGGACGGCCCUUAACCAGGAAGAUUUGAGUUCUCCAUGCCCACCCGAACUGGCUUCGUUCUGCUGUCUACUUCAGUACACGACGGACGUGCUCUACGCACUACGAGUGCUGAGCACUAGCAGUGCCAGCGGUGUAGGUGCCGCCAACGAGCACGCAACUGCCGAAACAGCUGCCACUGGAUUGCUUGAAUCCAUCGAAGGUAACCCCCUCACAGCAGACGUAGAAGAUUGGGUGGAUGAAUUAGGUCUUGGAGAUGAUGUUGAAAGUGAUGGCGAUGAAUCGGAUGAGGAUCUCCUUUGUAACCAAUUAUGUACCUUCGUCAUAACGCAAAAGGAAUUUAUGAAUCAACAUUGGUAUCAUUGCCAUACCUGCCGCAUGGUGGACGGUGUCGGCGUUUGCUCCGUGUGUGCCAAAGUUUGUCAUCGCGAUCACGAUGUGACGUACGCGAAAUUCGGCAGCUUCUUUUGCGAUUGUGGCGCCAAGGAGGACAGUAGCUGUCAGGCAUUGGUUCGUCGACCUCCCCAGCCGGAAGAAGAUAAUCCAUUGCGCUCACGAGACAGCGCUUCAGCCCGACGUCUGCCCCAUACCACAGUCGAUCAAGCCCUACUCCAGCAAUUGGGUUUUGGAGGAACAGCAGCCAUGGCUUACGUUCCGUAUCGUGGCGAUUUAGACGGCCCUGAUGCUAGGUUUGGUGAUUUGAUUGCAAGUGACGAACUCUCCGAACGACGUCGAAACCUGACGAAACAGCUGGAGCCUUACGUCAACGAGCUGUUGCAAGUGACUGUGUCGUGCGAACUGCCGGCUGCCAUCGUUGACAUUCUCAACUCAUUGUUGCCGUCGGUCGAACGGGCUAGCAAACGCCUUUCGCCCGUCGGGAGCCUACAGCGUGCACGUCGCACACUCCAUCAACUCCACCACGAGCCCAAAAGUAUCGUGGCCUCUGAAUCCCUCAUGAUCCCGACUUUGGGUUCACAAGAGGGCGCCUUCGAGAACGUCCGGAUGAGUUUCACGGGAGAUCAGGGUCAGACUAUCCGCCAAUUGCUCUCUGCCCACGUCCUCCGCAGGGUUUCAAUGUGCUGCCUAUCUUCGUUGUAUGGACGUAGACAACAUCUAGCGAUGAGCCAUGAGAAAGGCAAAGUGACAGUGUUGCAAUUGAGCUCCCUGUUGAAACAAGCGGAUGCUUCGAAAAAGAAGUUGACGCUGACGCGGCUCAGCUCGGCUCCUGUUCCAUUUACCGUAUUGAGCAUGGCGAGUAAUCCGGCCAACGAGGACGUGCUGGCCGUUUGCGGCCUGAAGGAGGUUCAUGUGAUGACUCUGACGUCAGGUGGCUCUGUCCAAGACCACCUAGUGCUGCACCCUCAGUUGGAGACGGGGAAUUUCAUAAUCAAAGCCGUUUGGUUGCCCGGCCAUCCAACCCAGCUGGCGGUGAUCACUGCCGAUUUCGUCAAGAUUUAUGACUUGUCUGUGGAUGUCCUAAGCCCGCAGUACUUUUUCCUGCUGCCAAGUGGCAAAGUCCGCGAUUGCUCCUUCUGGUUCCGUCAGGAUGGAGCGCAGUUUACGUUUUUCAUCUCCUCGUCCGGCUACAUUUAUUGGAAGCCCCUCAAUGAAGAGAGCUCUGCCCGUCACGGACCUUUCUACGUAACCAAUAUACUGGACGUGACCCAUCCGGAAGUGAAGGAGAGCAACGGCCAGACUGGAGGAGGAGGUGUCUCCGUCUACUACUCCCACUGUCUCCAACUCCUCUGCUUCAGCUAUGCACAAGGCAAAACAUUUAUGGCCUCGGUGUCGGAAGACAGUCGCAACGAACUGCAACUGGGCCCACUCCAUUCCGUCCACAUCCCGGCCAAAAGCAGCAGCGCCACCGCAACCGGAGGAAGCUCCCUCAAACUGGGAACUCCAUCGACGGGUUCGAGCGCGGCUUCGCAGACCCCUGGAUCGCACCAGCCACUUUGCCAGUGGACUGAAGUGCAAGGCCAUCCGGGAUUGUUGUUGACGUUGAGGCAAAGCUCCUACACGCCCGUCGUCAUUAUGGUGGAGCCGCAACGAAUCCUUGUGGAAGAAAUCAAGGUGGUAUCGGCCAAAGUGAAGGUGACUGAUCUGGUCGCCGUCCGCCACAUGGUCAACACCGGACAAGACAAAACCGAACAGCGUACAACACUCAUCCUACUUUGCGACGAUGGAUCGUUGAGGAUCUUUAUGGCGUCGCCGGAAAUGACCAACUUUUGGUUGACGCCCACACUGCAACCGCCCAUCCUUUCCUCCACGCAGCCGAAGAUGGUUCGCAAAGAGAGCGUCAAUGGAACGAAAGGAGGUUCCGGCUCUGCCACACCGACAUUUCCGACGGAUUUCUUUGAGAGUUGCACCACCAUGAAUGAUGUCGAGUACGGCGGCAACGAUCUGUUGCACGUGUACAACUCGGCCCAGUUGAAACACAGGCUCAACACGAGUGGCCUCUACAUCGCCUGCACGAAACAGGCGGGCUUCUCCGUCGAGAUCACCAAUCCCGAUACGUCCAACGUCAUCGUAGGCGUUCGCAUUCUCGUCGGCUCGCAAGACGUUCAACGAGCUCCUACCUGCGUCGAGAUCUUUGGACGUAACAUUCCGUUCGUUUUGCAGCGCCAUCGCUGGUAUGACAUACCUUUAACGAAAGAAGAAAGCCUCCAGGCGGAUAAGAAACUCGUCCUCGCUUUCGGGUCUUCCAGCGAUCCGCUAGGUGUCACCAUGAUCGAUUCGAUUAAAGUUUACGGGAAGACGAAGGAAGUCUUUGGCUGGCCGGAAGACGCCGAAGAUCAGAUGGCUGGAGCGAGCGGCAGUAAUGGAGCCCUCAAUUUGCCACCAACGCAAGGCCACCAGCUGCAGAGCCCUACCAUGCAAUCGAGUGGCUCCUGCAAUAAAUUGGCAAUGCAAAGCCCCGCCCAGUUAAUGCUGGAUCAGUUAGUCGGAGGAGCUGUAGCUCUUCUUGAAGGUGCUCUGUCAUUGCCCGUAAGCAGCGUCACUCCUACUUGUUCGCCCGCCACUAAAGAGCACGUCCUCCGUCUGUCGACGCAAAUAUUGACGAUGACCUGGGGCGCCGGAAGUUGCGUUCCUGGCGUCGUCAAGCAAUUGCUGGCCGAUGUUCAUCCGACCAGAGCCGCCUAUCACGACUACAAGGAUCGCAUACUGUUAACGGCUGUCGUCAACGAUCUCAAAGCUAUUAUGGACGAAACAUCUCCCAUCCAUCUGGAUCCGGAGGCGUUCUACAAUGUGUUGACCAUCACGAAAUCAGUGGCCACUAGCCAGCCGCAAAACUUGAUUCAAUUUACCAAUGACAAUUUCCUCGGCGAUUUGCUGUCUGUUGGACGGCGAUUACAUCACGAACGCGCGCUCAAUCCACUGCUGAGUCCCGUUGGACAACUCGGCGUGGCUCAGAUUGAUUUCUGCGUUCAAUCCAUCGUUGACAUCCUCUUCUCGGUUGCUUUAACGGAACCGCAUCGAUGGAUGGCACCUGUCAUGGAUCACUAUAUUAGUCUGCUGCUUUGCGAUGAUGCGGGUGUCAGUCACGCAGCUAAAGCCGCACUCCAGCGUACCAUGAAAACGGGCUGCAAUGGCAAAUCGAUACCUGCGGCAGCUCAACCUGGCCGCCAAGCCGCGCACAGCGAUGAAGAUGAUAUUAUGCAGCUGGCCAUUGCCAUGAGUCUGGAAGGUGCCAGUGGUGCCACCUCUGCUCCGGAAUCGAAUGACGACGAAGUGCGGGAAAUGUCCAGCUUGUCUGCUGAGUGCUUCCGUCAAUUACGAUUGGCUCUACUGAAGAGAAUCACCGACGACCUUCCGGAAUUGAAGAAGAAGGGCGGCGUCAAGUCCAUUCAUUUCCUGCAAGUUUUGCUCAUCUUGGUGUCUGAAUUGAGGCCGUCUGACCCGACAGAAAGGAACGAACUGCAUCGGACGUUGGCUAAGGCUGUUUGCGAACUAGACCUAGAAAGAGAUGCGGCCAUCGAAGUAGCCGGACAACGUACACCGCAGCACGAAGUACAGCUGUUGAUCAUGAAAUUUUUCGGCUUUCUUUUGUCGACCCAUCAUCACAAGUCCAGCAGCGGAAGCGGCAAAGCCAGUCAUUCGCAACGUCGAGGUACUUCUACGUCUUUAUCAACUGUGGCUUCUGUGGCAGCCAAAGUUCUCUUGGAUGCUGGCCUCAUGGAACGUUGCCUCGUGCUCCUGCAAGCUAUUCUGCUGCACUGGAAAGCCACUGGUGGAGAUGAAUCGCCCGUCGUAGCUGGCCUUCUCAAACACCCCGUAGUGCCCACAGCUUUCGACCUGUCGCCUUUCUUCUCCAGAACGUUGACGCAUCGCAAUACGGGAUACAUCUUCGAAGGAUUUUCCCAAUUGCUGACCGAAAUGGCUUUACGUCUGCCAUACCUUGUCAAAAAAGUAAACAGCAACGUCCAGCUGGAUCAACGCUGGGUGGAAUGCCUUUGUCAGUACGUUGCAGCACCUACCCCGUCAUCUGUCAAACGCCACGUGCGUAAAUUGUUGCUGUUUCACUGCGGUUCCAAGGAAAAAUAUCGCCAAUGUCGAGAUCUGUUGACGAUCGAGACGCAUUUCAAAGACGUCAAGAAACUAGCGUUGGAACACGGGUUCGAUGCGAUCCUAGAAGGCAAUCACGAUGGAUUGGUGUUGCCUUACGAUGAUCUCGUGAUUGUCAUGGAACACUUGAAGGUGUGCCUCGACGUGGCUGCGACGCGGACGGCCAACUGGCAGCUCUACUGCCAGCAAAAUGGAGAUACGUUGUCGUUCCUAGUCCAGCUGGUCUGUUUCAUUGACGAAGGCCUGUGCUGCACGCUGCUCCAGCUACUGCGCUACGCUUUUUGUCCAUUGAAGACGUCGGCCUCGUCGUCCGCGAAUGCCGCAGUGACCUCAGCCACCAACACCAAUCAACCGAUAGCUAAGAAAUCUUCGGAAUGCGACCUCACGGCAGAGCCGUGGGACUUGGACAGUUCGUGUACGGGCGCAGAAGGUUGCGUUUGUGGCCUCUUUGUCCAGCAAUUACAUCGAACCGUAGAGCGUCGCCUGAUAAGUCGCCUCAUCUUCCGCUUCCUGCUGGAUUGCAACGAGAGCGCUGUCCGUUGGCAUGCGCACGCCCUGGUCCACUCCUUCUGCCGACAUUCGUCCGUGGCCCAGCAGCAAGAUCUCGUCGCUCUCAUGUGGUCUUUAUGGUCAGGACUUCAACUUUACGGCCGAAAAGCCUCGCAGUUUGUCGAUCUACUCGGCUAUUUUACGAUAAAAACACCAGGGAUGGAAACUUCGCUGCCCGGCUAUGUCGAUCGAGCUGUGGCGUUACUGAAGGAAGAGAACCAGCUCAUCGUCCGCCACCCCAAUACCGUAGUGUACAACGCGCUGGCCAGUCUGGUUCAUUUGGACGGUUACUACCUGGAGAGAGAUCCAUGUUUGGCUUGCUCCACUCUCGAAGUUCCCUUCUCGGCCGUCAAAUUGACGACUCUCAAAGCGGACGUCCGUUUCACGACGUCGACACACAUUAUCAAGCUGGUCGGUAGUCAUGUUGUCAAUCGUUUUGCGCUGCGAAUUACCGACAUCAAACGGACGAAAAUGGUGCGCACCAUCAACAUCUAUUACAACAACCGGCCCGUUCAAGCGGCCGUUGAGCUCAAGAACCGACCAGGUAUCUGGCUCGAGGCUAAGAAACUGUCGCUAACACCAGGCCAGGCCGAAGUUAAAGUCGAUUUGCCGUUGCCCAUCACUUGCUGCAAUUUGAAAAUCGAAUUUGCCGCCUUUUACGAAAACUUGCGCGCCUCGUCGGAGAUGUUGCAGUGCCCGCGUUGCUCGGCUUCCGUCCCGGCCCACCCUGGAGUAUGUUCCAAUUGCGGCGAGAACGUCUACCAGUGCCACAAGUGCCGUUCCAUCAACUACGACGAAAAGGAUCCAUUUUUGUGCAAUGCUUGUGGCUUCUGCAAGUAUGCCAAGUUCGAAUUGACGUUAUCCGCCAAGCCUUGCUGUACCGUGGAGCCGGUCGAGAGCGAGGAAGAUCGGGAAAAGUCGCUACAAGCCAUCAACGGAUUCCUGGAAAAGGCCGAUCGACUACAAGGCCAAAUGGCUUACACCAGGGAAGGAUUGGAAGUAUUGAUCAGUAAGCUUGGUGAAAAUUCCGGUAUCGAUGUGUUAGCCGGAAAUGAUGUGAGCUCUGCAUCGUCGUCGGGAGCACCUGGAAAUUCAGGAGGGCCAUCUAAUGCAGCCGCAGCUAAUGGCAAUGGGUCUGUUAAUGCUGGAGGACCUGGAGCAGGACAGAUAAACAAAACAAUCCAACAGAUUUGCCACCGCUAUCAUUCAGAGUGCAAAUCAACCUUUGAAGAGUUGAGCAAAAUAGCUCAACGUGUGGCAGCCUGUCGUCGCGAUAUCGUUGCCUACGAUGCCAGCCAGAGGCAAAAAGCUGUCAGACGUUCAAGUCCCGGACAAGGGGCUGUUGGAUUCGAUGGUAGCCAAUUUGUACCGCUACCUACUGGAGCGACUUGUUGCUACGGAUGUGCCAGUGCCGCUCUGGAUCACUGUCUAACUCUCUUGCGCGCAAUGGCAACGAAGCCUCUGUUGCGACGGCUCAUGUUCGAACAGGGACUGCUUCAAGAAUUGCUUCAUUUUAACAUCGCGCAAGGUUCGGCCCAAUCGCGUGGCGAAGUCCGCGAUCUGCUCUGCUUGUUGACGCUGAAUAACGCUGACGCCGUCGAUUGCCUUAACCAGAAACUGAUGGAGAGCGUUGACGGAGUUCUGAAACGCUCCGGCCAUAGUUUGGCUUUGCUCAACUCCAUUCGACACGAAAUGGCUCUGUUCGCGGCUAGCCUUCAAUGCCAGGACACGUGCUGGGAAAAACGUCUGCGCUCGGUGGUCCAGCUAUUUUUGAAAUCAACUCAUCAUCUGCAGUCACCCGCUGUUAUGGAUGUCAUCACUCUACCUUGUCUUCGCAUUAUUCAAGAACUUAUACAAGGUACGUCUGGGACGGUGCAAAUCCAUGUUAAAGAAUCUUCAAAGGUCGGCCAUGUUGAUGUUCUCAUGGACCUGAAACGCUGGCUUCAAGGUGAUCCUCAGCAAAGUUUCGAAGCUUGGAAAUCGCGCGUUUUAUCGCGCUACGACGCGCCCGUGGCUGGAAAGAGGCCGGAGCAAGUACGACAACUACAUUUGAUGCAAAAGUACGGAGCUCGUUGGCGCGACAAGUGUCAACAGCGCCAUCAACAACAAAGACCCGUCUCUUGUCAGCUGUCCGGCUCCAACUGGCUUCAGUCCAUGUUGUUUAAUCCCAACUCGCGUCUCAGCCGCCAAACGGCUUGCGUCUUCCUCGAAGGCCUCGCCCGCGUACCUCAACGGAGACAAGAAAUUGUCAACCUACUGACGAGCUUCCUGGCCCAGUUGGGUCAAGCUGGUCCUUAUGGUGCGGAGUUUUUCGGUCUCUACAUGUCGCUGGUGCGGAAGGAACACUGGCGCUACUACCUUGUCAGUCGUGGAUUGCUACCCAAAUUGGCUGAUUGGAUCGAAGUGGAAAUCAACGGCCUGACUCGGCAGGAAAUGGCCGGGCGAUCAUCGGAGCUUUCUCAGGGCCACGCAAUGAAAUCGCUGGUCGAGCUCCUUUCCUUUUUCCUCGAAGAGACAUCUGUUCGUCAAGCGUACAAAGGCCGCCUAGUUGGUCACGUUUUGAACGGUUACUUGAACUUGCGUCGCUUGGUCCUUCAACGUACACGGCUCGUCGAGGACACACAAGAACUUCUACUGCAGCUUCUUGGAGACAUGACCACAGGAACUGAAGCCGAGACGAAGCAGUUUAUGUCUGUGUGCGUUCAAACUCUACGCCAAUGCCUCGUCGAUGACCUCGUAACGCCUGUCUUUGUAGUCGAACGUCUAUGUUCCAUCAUCCAUCCGGAAGAGAAAGACGAUGUCGAAUUCCUUAUGUCGCUUGACAAAGACCCUCAACAAGAGGAUUUCUUGCAAGGGCGAAUGCAAGGUAACCCGUACAGCAGCGCGGAGCCCGGCCUUGGUCCGUUGAUGCGGGACAUUAAAAACAAAAUCUGCCAAGACUGUGAAUUGGUUGCUCUUCUAGAAGACGAUACUGGCAUGGAACUAUUGGUGUGCAAUAAAAUUAUGAGUCUAGAUCUGCCGGUCCGAGAUGUCUAUCGCAAAGUUUUCCUUUCUGAAAAUAACGAAGCAGAGCCUAUGAGGAUCGUGUAUAGGAUGCGAGGCUUAUUAGGCGAUGCUACGGAAGAAUUUAUCGAACGGUUUGAUGAUAAACGCCAGCGCCCGGCUAAUGACGAAGAGACUUACAAACUGGCAAAUGUCAUGGGAGAAUGUGGUGGAUUGGAUGUUCUUUUGGAGCGAUUGAGCUGCGUCCGGGAUAUUCAGGGCGAAGGUCGGCCACUUCUUGGUGCCUUAGUCAAACUUCUGUCUUUCUGCACCAAAGUACAGACCAACCGCUCUCUUCUGAUCACUCCGGAACUGAAUGCCGUCCAACGUCUUCUUGGCGCUCUUAAGCUUUGCCUACAGGCUCAACAGAACAUGCCUCCAUUUACAGAGCAACUUUUGGAAGUUAUGGAAGCCAUUUUAUGUCAAGCUUCCGCACAGAGCGUUGAUCAAUAUGCCCUGUUUUCGUCGACCUUCGGUACCAAGGAAGAUUUGGACUUUUUGUUGCAGUUGUCGGCCCAAAUGGCGGGUUCCAAGACAGUCACGAGCAUUUUGACUCAUUUAACUCGUGUCAUUCCGUUCUUGACGUUCGUCAACAACACCAAGAUGGAUGUGCUUAUUGAAUAUUUCCGGCAGAGUUUAGAUUUCAACCAGUAUGACAGAGAACACAGUACCGAGCAGGCUGUUAAACUGGAAUUAUUCUGCGCCCUCACAUCGGGCAUUGAACACAAUGCUAUAGGCAAUACUCUGAAGGAUCGCUUAGUAGCUUCGAAGGUGGUCUACACUGCGCUGGAUUAUCUCCUUCAAAAUGCUCCUACCAUCCGCUCGGCCAUCGCCCGAGACAGUCCCGAAUGGAAAGAAUUCGUAGCAAAACCAUCGUUGAAGUUUGUUUUGCGCCUUCUGACUGGGUUGGCUCACAGUCACGUUACAACCCAGUUGGCGUUAGCCGUUGAUUCGAUUCCUCUCUUCCAUCAUUUGGAACAAAUUUCAUCCGAUGAACACGUUGGCUCUCUUGCUGAGAAUUUGCUAGAGGCCAUGCGUGGCCAUCCUACGGUUGCUGAACGCAUAGAAGAAGUUCGCCAACAGACGAAGCGAGAGAAAAAGCGUUUGGCUAUGGCGAUGAGGGAAAAUCAGCUGCGUGCCCUGGGAAUGAAGACCAACGCACUUGGCCAAGUUAAAGCAGAAAACCCAAUUCUACAGCAGUUGGUCGACAUGGGAUUAGGAGAGGAACCUGGCCCCGUUUGUGUCAUUUGCCGCGAAGGUUACCGAUUCCAGCCGGGGAGAGUUUUGGCCAUCUACACCUUCAGUCGCCGCUGCCAGUUGGAAGAUCUCGAGUCUCAGCUGUGGUGCGGUGCCCCAACUUCGUCGACUACUUCUUCGCCGUCCGUUAGCUCUGGACGAAGCCGCAAGACUCUCGGCUACUAUACGGUCUCCCACUUCAACGUAGUCCACGUCGAAUGUCAUUUGGCUGCCGUCCGUUUGGCCAGAGCACGUGACGAAUGGGAAUCAGCAGCGUUGCAAAACGCCAACACCCGCUGCAACGGCCUUUUACCUUUGUGGGGCCCGCAAGUUCCAGAAUCAGCUUUCGCAACUUGCCUUGCUCGCCAUAACACUUAUCUUCAAGAAUGCACUGGACACAGAGACAUUGGUUAUGUCUCCACCUGUCACGAUCUUAAGUUGCUUCUUUUACGCUUUGCCCUCGAACGCUCUUUCAGCGACGAAUCCGGCGGCGGUGGCCCGCAAUCCAACAUGCAUUUCUUACCGUAUCUUCUUCACGCAGCCCUAUAUGUUCUUAAUACGACACGCUCCUGGAGUCGCGAAGAGAAAAAUUUGAAAAGUUUUCUGGAAACUGCCCGAGGAGAAAAAUGGGUGGAGAAUCAUGUCGAAUCCGAUAGCGCAUUCUAUUACACGACUUUGGCUCUGCUUUUGCAGAGUUGCCAGCGCUGGAAUGCGAAUCGCUUAACUUACCUUGGUCGCCUUUUGGUGACGGCACACUGCCGUGCCCACCAAUCAAAAGGAAGCGACCAACGUCAUGAGAAACAGAUACUUGAUUACAGUGUUUAUAAACCUGCACUCGUCUUCUUUUCCAUCGUCAACGGAAUUUUCAACAUCGUCUUGAAGAACGUUACUGUGGGAGAAAUUGAUGCCGACUGGCCUGGAACAGUAGCCGAAUAUAUCCGUCACAACGACGAAACCGUUUUGAGGGCCACUGACAAACUACUCAAUGCCUAUCAAAAUGAUUUUCUGACUUGCGGCUCAUUUGACGAAUUUUGCGAUGUUGCUGGUUUAUUAGAGGAUAUUCCAUCUCCUGAUGAAUUCAUCCGAGGGUUACUCCAAGGCAUACCUUAACAAAGUUUACGUUACAUCUUAAGCAUCAAUAUUACUAACAUUAGUCUCGUGUAGUUUUGUUUUUGUCUUUCUUUCGCUUGAAAAAAAUGCUGUUCUGACGGGA